AUGGAGUUGGGGUCGGAUAUAAUACACGAUAUCGUUCAUCCCACGGCAGCCUUCUCUGAAGCCUUUCAGGUUCGUGCGAACCAUGACGGUGGCGGCGGUUCAUUUCAGUUGCCGCCAGCGGGUUGGGAGGCUUCUCAGCUGAAUCCCAAGAACCGCGUAGACAGCCUCGACCAUCUUCCGGAUCCUCUAUGGCGUAUCGAUGGCUGCACAGGACUAGGGACCCAAUUCUACGUUAUUCCGCUAUUUCUUCGCUGCGUACCGCCCAUCCGCAUAGAUGCCUUUAUUCCGGAGCAGUCAAGUCAGCCGUAUGAAAUUCGACAGCUGCUCGACUUGGAUAUGGCCUUCCACACCAAGGACCGAGCUCGGGUUCAAGAACUCAACAUAUCCAAGCACAUGCUUCGCGCUUUGCAAUUUUGGACGAAAUCUCUACCAGAACCAGAAGCACUCUUCACCUCCGUACCAUUCGGAUCUCGUAUCGUAUUCAAAACUCUAGCUCUGGAUAUCAGAGCCAUGGAAAUUGACGUUGCGCCAACUUACUACCUGGAACGACAAUUGCUUUCGGCGUCUGCCUUGGCUGAUAUGUGGGGUACUACAGUCCAACUGCCAGAAUGCAUCGACAUCUUCGAUGUUCACGUUGUCGAGCAGAUCCAUGACAGUGUGUGUCUUGUCCGAAUUCAUGAUCGCCUUUGGAUUCUCAAGACUUUGACGAGUUACACCAAGUAUUUGUAUCACGAACUCAAGCUGUUGCUGUCAGCGAAGCCACAUCCAAACGUUAUGUCACGACCAGCCCGCCUCGUCACGAAGCGAUGCAGCUUUGGUAGCAAGAUAGCCGUCGUCGGUUUCACGCUCGAGUAUCACCGUCAUGGUACCAUGAGAGACAUCGUGCCACUCCAAAGAAUCCACAACACGUUUUCCCCCGCUGAACAAUUCAAGUGGUCCAUACAAAUUACCUCGGGUGUGUUGCAUCACCGCAAAACCUCUGGCACAUUUUACCCGGACCUUCGUCUCGACAAUGUCGUCAUGUCCAAGGAUGGAGAUGCCAUCAUGGUUGACUUCGAGCAGCGUGGGGUAUGGUGCGAGUUUGCCUCCCCUGAAAUCAAUGCUAUCGAGUACAUCCGCUUGCUGGCCACUGACGAGGAUAUUCCGGACGACGUCAAGGAUAAAUACGCUGAGAUACUGAGGCGCAUGUGCCCUAAUUUCGAGGCCCUACAGAACAGAGAGGAGUACACGAACCCCGCCGACGGAUACAAUAUUUGUUGGGCAUGCCUCAGUCCGAAAGAGCAGGAGGCCGCCGAGGUGUAUAUGCUUGGAAGGGUAUUGUGGUGUAUCUUUGAGGGCGCUAGUGCUCCGCAGCAAGCUGCUGUUUGGCAGUCUUAUCGAUGGGAGGCAGAAGUCGACUUUCCAGCUUAUCUGAGGACACCGACAAAAUUAAGGUCACUAAUCGACCGGUGUACCAGUGGUCGUCGAGCCACGUUGGGGAACCAAAUCAGCAGAGAUGGCAGCAGGCUGGUGUUCAAGGAUUGCGAAAAAAUGGCCGAUCCGGGGGACAUCCGCACGGCUGCGGCGACGUGGUGGAAGAGAGAGAUAGCGUGGGCAGAAGCGUUCCUGGCCAUGAGAGAGAAUUCGAAAUCGACAGGGGAGUGGGAUGAGAAUCACUUUGACAGACCAAGUCUACAAGAGGUACUGGACGAGCUCAACAAGCUACGCAAUGAAAUUUGA
Molecule: messenger RNA, 1719 nt
Organism: Colletotrichum graminicola M1.001
Lineage: Eukaryota; Fungi; Ascomycota; Sordariomycetes; Glomerellales; Glomerellaceae
Exons: 1
Coding region: 1-1719 (572 amino acids)
Biological process (GO): protein phosphorylation
Molecular function (GO): ATP binding; protein kinase activity
Source: RefSeq, a predicted model, not a curated record